CCCAGCUGUCAGCACAGAGCCCGACACGGGGCUCCAACCUGCCGAUCACAAGAUCAUGACCUGAGCUGAAGUCAGACGCUUAACUGACUGAGCCUCUCAAGCACCCUGUGGAUUUGUAUUUUAUUUUGGGAGAUCCUUCAACUAACUAUGCCCUUUUAACAUGUCUCUAUCAUUCUUUUAUUUUUUAAUUAUUUUUUAAUGUUUAUUUUUGAGCGAGAGAGGGAGACGCAGAAUCUGAAACACCUCCAGGCUCUGAGCUGUCAGCACAGAGCCCGACGCGGGGCUCGAACCCACAAACCACGAGAUCAUGACCUGAGCCCAAGACGGAUGCUCAACCGACUAAGCCAUCCAGGUGCCCCUCCUUGUCAUUCUUUUAGCACUUCUUUACUUUGUGACGCAACAAGAUGUUCUUGGGUCUUCUCACACAUCCCCUGUUCAGCUCCAUGUCUUCCUUUUAGGUAAGUGUGUUAUUUAGAAACUAAGAUCUGGGUGUCGGGUAUACUCAUUGCUACUGGGGUGUCUUGGCUCCCAGACUCACCAGUGCACAGAGCUUGGGAUACAAGUAUGUAUUAACAUCUGUACACACACAUUGACAUCUGUGUUUAUUUUUAUAUGUAGCCACAUGUAUUGAAAACCACAAGUUCACACUGAUGCCUCCAAAACCAACUCAACGCCUCAGGGUUCAUCCUAGUUUCCUCCCUUUCCAUAUUUGUAACUCCUGUCACCAACAGUAGGGAGUCAGUCGGGCUACGUUUUAUUGGUAGAUGAAAAUUAAGGAGACAGCUUCACAGAUUGUAAACAAAGGGACUAGAUAAAUUAGCAGAACAGGGAUCAGGUAUGUAUUUCUCCCCUCGGUUUGCUCUGUGAAACUCAUCUCAAUCCUAUGCCUCUACAAUCCCACUCGUAGUAAAAAGCAGAUAGAUGUUGGAAAUGGUAUGAAAUUCAGUUUUGUUUCUAGAGCAUCUAGGGGUCUACCAGUGGCAGAUAGAAUCAUAUGGAAUUAGGUCUCUUUCUCCUUCAUAAUGAAGAGUAUGGGUGCUCAGUGAAAAGAUGAAAGAAAAAAUUUAUCACAUGAUGUCCAGCUUUCGUAGCCCUCAUCUUCAAUCAGCCUAGAAGGAUCCUCUCAUACAUGGUUUACUUUCUGGAUUGUAUACUCAGUGACAAUUUAAGAAGCACCCCCAUUUAUCAAACAUCAACGUUUCUUUUAAUUAAAGGAGCUCAGGAAAGACAGAGUGCACUUUCCCCACUGUAUUGUUAGCAGCUGUUCUUGAUUAGGCAAUAACAGGGUUCCAUUAGCUUUGUGUGAUUCAAGAGUCCAAUAGCCAUUGUCAAAUGCUGAAGAUGCUCCUGCAUAAGUCUGGUUUAGAACAGCUAUUUAGGUCUCAAUUAUUAAUGAAAUUAGUGUCCUGAAUGUCAGCAAGAUCAUCGCCUUAGGUAAAGGCUGUAAAGGAAACCGUAUUAGUGUGGAAUGUCCCCUCCUUAGGGGCUCCUCUUAGAUUACAUUUUUCACUUAGCUAUCUCUUGUCAGGGAAAUUGAAAUGUUGGCCACGAUCUGAUGCUGGGGCAGAACCAAAUGGAGAAGUUAAGGGGUAUUGCUGUGGCAUCAAUUCUGAAACAUUGUGUGGUGCUGGCGUCGCCUUUGGUCCUGUUCAAUGUUUACAAAAUAGCACCGGCGAGGACAGCAUAAACUGGCAAACAGCAAAGAACGGAGUGAAGAGGGGCCCCUUUGGGAAAAAUUGAGUGGUAUUCCGUCCCAUAGGCAAGUCUACAUUUCUUCUCUUUGGGAUGUGCCCGGGAACAACGGCAGGUGCAAUGGCUCCUCUGUGGAGCCAUUCAUCCCGGUGGCUGCCUCAGAAAAAUAUGCCCUUUGGAAUCUUUCCUGGGUUAAUAUCAAGAUGAUUUGUAAAUGCAAGAGCACUGAACCAACCACCAAUUCAAGGCCACUGCCUGGAGGUGAUGUGUGCUGGGAAAUCCUAGUCGCAGAUACACCUCAUCCCAGGAAUUCUACUCUAUAUCGUCUCACCAAGCAGCUAUUACAGAAAUAUCACAAGAAAGUGAGACCAGUUCAUGAUCGGACUAAGGCCACCACGGUAUACCUGGAUGUAUUUGUCCAUGCCGUAUUGGAUGUGGAUGCACAGAAUCAAAAAUUAAAGACCAGUAUAUGGUACUAUGAGGUUUGGGAUGACGAAUUUUUAUCCUGGAGCCCCACCAUGUUUAAUGGGAUUAGGGAGAUCUCUCUACCUCUAAACGCCAUCUGGGCCCCUGAUAUCAUCAUCAGUGAGUUUGUGGACAUUGAAUGAUCACCCGGCCUCCCCUAUGUCUAUGUGAACUCAUCUGGGACCAUUAAGAACGCUAAGCCUAUCCAGGUGGUUUCCACAUGCAAUUUAGAGACAAACGCUUUUCCAUUUGAUAUGCAGAACUGCAGCCUAACUUUCAGUAGCAUCCUGCACACGGUGGAAGAUGUAGACCUGGCCUUCCUGAGGAGCAGAGAAGACAUUAAGCCUGACAAAAAGGAAUUUUUGAAGGACAGUGAGUGGGAGCUUCUUUCUGUGUCCUCAACAUACAACAUCCUGAAGAGCAACACUGGAGAUUUUGCACAGAUUCAUUUUAACGUGGUGAUUCGCAGGCGCCCACUGGUCUACGUCAUGAGUCUGCUGAUUCCCAGCAUCUUCCUCGUGCUCAUGGAUCUGGGAAGCUUUUACCUACCACCCACCUGCCGAGCCAGGAUUGUGUUCAAGACCAACGUGCUGGUGGGCUACACCGUCUUUAGGGUCAACAUGUCUGAUGAGAUGCCAAGGAGCGCAGUGAGCACCCCUCUGAUUGGAGUCUUCUUCACAAUUUGCCUGGCCUUCUUGGUUCUCGGCUUAUUUAAGUCCAUCCUAUUGGUCACAUUCCUCCAUGGGGACAUUGACGCUGAUGGGCCUAGAAGAGAUCCCCAAGCCCAGCCUGCUGGGGUGACAGAGCCCUCGGUCUGUCGAGAACACCAGGCCCAGUCAGAGACCCUGAAGGAAGUCUCGUUCCAGCUUAAGUCCAUCAGCACCUACUUCCAAACCUGGGACCAGGAGGACUGACAAGAGGUUAAGUGGCUGGCCUUCCUGGAACGUUUUGACCGACUGCUCUUUAAAGCGUGCCUCGUCGUGCUGGGGCUCUAUGCCGUGAGCCUGUGCUCCCUCUGGGCGCUGGGGAGCAGCUUGUGAAGACUGGAGGCUGUUGGUCUCACCAAACAUUCGCUUUCUCGUUAGUGCUCAACGCCAAUUGUCCAUGAAAUUCCGCUGCUGCUGCUAAUGAAAUGAAGAACAUAAGAAGUUUGUGAACAGGAAGUGUCCGUGCAAACCUCCACCUGUUUCCCUCCUCACUUCCUCCUCUGCCUCCGCCUGCUCAGUUAGCUUCUUGAUCGAUCCCUAGAUGUCUCUUCACUUCCUCCGCUGUCACGGGGGAAAAGGCUUGCAGUGAACUCCCCGCUACGUUGUCUCCUUCCUUUCCAGUUGUCCUUGGGGGAAGCGUCUGGUUUUGGUCCCAGCUCCAUCACUGUCCAACCAGGAGACCUUGAGCGUGAUUUCUCAGAGCUUCGACUAUGCGACACGGGUUGCUUAUACUUACUCCACCAAAUCACAGAACUUUGAGGAUUGGAAUGAAGCAAUGUAUUUAACAGCACUUUCAAAAGUAACUAAUACAUCACAAAAUAAAAAGAAGACCUGCCUGCUGUCCACAGAUGGACUGUACUCUUCAGGCUUUGGUGUGAGGUCUUUCUUCCUCUGCCUCGAUCAGAAUCCACUUACGAGCUCUGGUUCUCCCCAGAAGUGCCUUUAUUCUAGGAUCCAAGGGCCAAAGCCUGAAGCCAUCACCUGCCUUCUGGCCAGGGACUUGGGUGGUGGGGCUGCCCAAGGGACGUCCCAUUCCACUUUCCAUGCAGCCUUCUUUCACUUCCUCCCUAGAGAGCAUCUCCUCGGUCCUCCUCCAAGAGGCAGCCUUUCAGGAGCGAGGCCUGACCACUAAGCUGGGCCCCAGUGUGGACCACCUCCGUCCAAGUGCCAAGGGGCCCUGAUCUCAACGUGGCAGCCAGGGAUGCGUUUGAAGCCCCAGGGUCAGGUCUGCGUCCUGAAGCAGUGCCAUUAUUAACAAAUGACAUGGGACCCCUCCCCCUGGAAGAGAGUCCCUGUGCCGUGGGAGGAAGAUAGGGCACCAGCAGCCUUUAUUUACAGAACAGCUUUAGCUCAGCUCCUCCAAAUGUUUAGAAGUUUCACGAUUCCUGUGUCACAGAGGAAGGAAACUGAGGAACAGAGCAAAAAUGGGAUUUUCCCAGCUGUGACUGCUCCGACCAUCUGCUGUUUCCCAGAAUCUAAGGUAGUUUCGGAGCUCACCAAGAAAUCACAGCUCCAAUUUGGGGGACUUCACUGACGUCUAGAAGAAAGACUUAGCUAAGCACAGCCCCAGGCUAGACAGGCAGCCCUCCGUUUUUAUGUCAUUCUAUCUCAGAAUAGCUUCCAAGUCCGGCUGCUGUGGUCUCCCGUAGCCUGUGUGGUCUGGUGUAGGGCCAAUAAUCAGGCCGUGGAGGGUCUUGCUCCCCUCCCGAGACACCUCCAAUCCCCUCCCUGCUUGUCCUAGAGGGGAGGAGCUGUUGCGGUUAAGGAAGCUGACCCCCUCACCCUUAGUCUCUGUGACCCAGCUUUGAACCUGGACAGGUCAGACCGGGAAGCAAACCAAAGAACUCACAGCUCCCAUCCUGGGCACAGGCAGCAUGGAGCAGCACCUGGCGGGAUUAGACCCACCUCCGUGCAGCCUGGAGGGCCCCCGGGUCCUCUAACUUCUCAGGGAUCUAAGUAUACAUAUGAGGGCAAGGUUAGCAAAAGGAGGUGGAACUGAAAUUUUUCGCCUACCGUGUGGCUCUGAGGUUUCUAGAAAAUUUCAGAUUUUGUACUCCAGGUAGGGGAUUCCUCCACCAGUUCCUGGAUGUUGGCUGAUUAUCCCAAGGUAGAGACCCCAGGUCCCCUGGUCCCCCCAGGAAGGAAGGAUAUGCCUCCCUCCCUGCAACUCCCAUCAGUGCCCUGGGCCCAUCGCAGGCGUCUCCCCUGUCUUCGUCCUCCUCCCUGGCUCACACUCCAUCUCAGCAGCCAGAACCUCUCAGUCCUGAGUUAUUUACCUGCUGAGACAGUAAGAGCUUCAUAAUUAGCUGAGCAACAGCAUGGAGGCUUUUAUGAGCAGCCAGGCCCCCCACCACACUCUGGUGUCCAUAAUUGAAAUGACCCACGCCAGUGAUUAGAUUAGGGGGCUGAAGCAGCCCAGUGUGCCACCCCCACCCCCUCCCCUGUCCUGUUGGGGGGGUGAUGUAGUUAAGUUUGUGCUUCAUUUGGCAGAGGCCAUAAAGCAGGCAUUGCAGCGAGGCUUUCUGCAGGGCUGGGGAGGCACUGCUGGGCCGUGGGUGGGCUCUGUGGCUGGCGACAGAUUCUAGAUCCGAGGGGGAAGCCCCUCACUUGCCCUUUGCCUCGCUCUCUCUGCAUCUCCCCCAGCCUAGUGCCAGGCUCCAAAGACCUGGGCCUAGCGGGAUUACCAGCCCUGCUCAGUGUCCCUAGGGUCCAGGGCUGCGUGUGGGCAGGCAGCCCCCGAUGGGACUCCGCUCCUGGUCACCCUGCUCAUCCUCCAGGAUGAGAGCUCCAGGCCAAGAGCAAGAGGGUCAAGGUGCUGUCAGCAUUCCCUUUUCUCCCCACCUCCCUGCCUAAUCUCGGUUUCACAGCUCUUUCCUGUACAAGCCUUCUUCAGCACCCCUGUCUCCUAACCUUACUGCUUCCCCCCACCCCGGGGAGCGGGUGUGGACACCACGGGGCUUUGGAGUCAGAAACAUUUGUUUGUUCUACUAGAGCAUGGUUACCCAGAGUUGGCAUGGAUUUGGUCUCAGUGCAAACCUGAAGGUCUGGUGGAGGCUGCCGGGAGCGCUGUCACGAGACAGGUUUGGGGGCCCUAGGUGGGCUCUGUGGGAAAGAUUGCUGUGAUCAGUUGUGAUGUCUGCCCCAGGAGAGGGAGGGAAAGAGGAGAGGGGCGCUAGGGGGCCCAGCCGGUUGAGUGUCUGACUUCAGCUCAGGUCAAGAUCUCAUGGUUCGUGGGUUCUCCCGGGUCGGGCUCUGUGCUGGUGCGUGGAGCCUGGAGUUCUGUGUCUCCCUCUCUCUCUGCCUCUCCCCUGCCCCUGCUCAUCCUCUGUCUCUCUCUCUCUCAAAAAUAAACAUUAAAAAAAAUGUUUUUAAAAAGGAGGAGAAGCAGAGCUAACGUUUACUGAGGGUUUUGUCAUGUGCCAAGGAGGGUUCUGGGUGCAUGGGUGGUAAUAUUCUAGGACCCCAAGAAUGUCAGCCCCGGUGGGGCAGGGAGUAUAUCGUGUUCGCUGGUACGUCUCCAGUGCCUGUGGCUGCGCCAAACACGUAAGAAUCAAUCAAUACAGCGAUAUGGGUUGAGUGAACCUCACCAGGUUCAAAUUCCACUCCGCCACCGAUUAGCCAUGUGAUUUGGGGAAGUCAUUGAAACUCUGUGCCUCGGUUUCCCCAUCUAUAAAAUAUGAUUAAUAUUAAACCUAGCUUACAGCGUUCUUAAGAGAAUUAAAUGAGUUACUAUAUGUAAAGUGCUUAGAACAGUGUGCUGCACACGCUAAGCACUCAGUUAUGUAAUAAUUUUUAUUGUUAAAGUCAAUACCCCCAUUUCACAAGUGGUCACCAUCACGUAUACCUGUGCCAGACUCUCUAACUGAUCUCUGUAGGUAAUCGCAUCAGAUAGAUAGAUAGAUAGAUAGAUAGAUAAUACUAGGGCUAUUCAGAU
Messenger RNA from Panthera uncia (snow leopard), 6798 nucleotides. It is a transcript of the gene HTR3B, whose product is annotated as 5-hydroxytryptamine receptor 3B. NCBI's taxonomy places the organism in Eukaryota, Metazoa, Chordata, Mammalia, Carnivora, Felidae. Gene Ontology annotation, molecular function: neurotransmitter receptor activity; extracellular ligand-gated monoatomic ion channel activity; transmembrane signaling receptor activity. Gene Ontology annotation, biological process: nervous system process; chemical synaptic transmission; signal transduction. The record is from RefSeq and is a predicted model, not a curated record. Gene Ontology annotation, cellular component: synapse; postsynaptic membrane; neuron projection.